Pyricularia grisea is the source of this 5262-nucleotide messenger RNA. RefSeq lists its product as uncharacterized. Gene Ontology annotation, molecular function: protein binding. The record is from RefSeq and is a predicted model, not a curated record. The transcript is spliced from 2 exons. Gene Ontology annotation, biological process: Golgi to vacuole transport; protein targeting to vacuole; Golgi to endosome transport. Gene Ontology annotation, cellular component: membrane; Golgi apparatus. NCBI's taxonomy places the organism in Eukaryota, Fungi, Ascomycota, Sordariomycetes, Magnaporthales, Pyriculariaceae. Bases 249 to 4793 code for a protein of 1514 amino acids.
UCUGGACAGACUUUAACUUGAAAAAAAAACAAACUUCAUUUUCUUGACUUGUAUUGCUACAUCAUCACCGUGUACUUUUCUUUUUUUUUUCUUUCUUUUUUCCGUCUUUUUCGAUUACCUAGCGACCAACCCAGCAGAUAUUCCAUUCGUGCUUGCUGCGCGCACCUUGGCAUUCGCGUCUCACUUCAGUGCCCUUUUGCUGUCUUUGAAUUCUUGAUGAUCUACUUCAUCCCCAAUCAGCCGCAACCAUGAGGUUAGGGGCAGCUUUGCAGGCUGCUGCAUUGCUCACAGCGUCACUUUGGUCACAUCCUCUGCUGGCAGCUAGCGAUGAUCCGACAUUCAAGGCGACGAAGCUCGACCACUACCCGUUUAACCUCAACUAUUUCGAAGAUUCGGACAUUGUGCUCUACCAAGAUGAGGUCAGGGGCACCAUCCAUCGCAGCGAGGACGCCGGCGCUACAUGGAAGCUGGUAAAAGACAUAGAAGAAGGAAAAGCGUUUCAACUCGUCAUGCACCCCUUCGAUCGCAAGCGCGCAUACGUCCUGACGUCUCCCGGCAUACACCACUUUCGUACGCACGACCAGGGCAAGACAUGGGAGUCCUUCCUUGCGGAUACCGAGAUGACCAUGUUCCGCCUCGAUAUUCUCAGCUUCCACGCGACAGACCCGGACCGCAUCAUCUUCAAUGGCAUGGACUGCAAAGAUGGCAAAUUCUUCUGCGAGGAGGUCGCCAUGUACACACUCGAUGGCUUCAACACGGAUGCCAAGUUCCUCCGCGGCUCGACAUCUGGCUGCUCGUGGGCCAAAUCCUCUAAGAUCUUCACCACUGGACAAGAUGACCUUGACAAGAACCGCAUUUUGUGUGUCGUGCGAGACCAUUUUUCGCCACUGAAGCAGGAUCAACGUCUCCUGAUAUCCGACAACCACUUCUCCGCCAAGGACGCUGACGGAGUGAUACAGGAGUUUGAGCCCAACCUAGACAUGACGAGACCAAUUCAGGGCGUGGUAAACGUUGCAGUUGUUAAAAAGUAUCUUCUCGUUGCCGCCAGCUCCAUAAAUACGGACGAGAUGUCGCUGUUCGUUUCUGACGACACACUCAAGUGGCACCGCGCCAUGUUCCCAACCGACCACAAGAUCAACCAGGAGUCUUACACCGUGCUGGAAAGCACCGAAUAUAGCAUACAGGUCGAUGUCAUGACUACGCACCCAUCAAACCCAAUGGGAGUAAUGUAUACGAGCAAUUCGAACGGAACAUUCUUCACGCGCAAUAUCGAGCACACGAAUCGAAACCACCGCGGCCAUGUCGACUUUGAAAAGAUCACAGGUGUGCAGGGGAUCUUCAUGGUGAACAAGGUUGAUAACGCGGACGAGAUUGAGAAGGAUCGCCGUGGAAAGAAGAAGAUCAUCAGCGAGAUCACCUUCGACGAUGGCAGGACAUUCGAGCCCAUCCACGCGGAUAAGGAGCGUCUACAUCUGCACUCGGUGACGGAGCUCAACAAUGCGGGCAGAGUCUUCUCCAGCCCGGCACCGGGCUUGGUCAUGGGCAACGGAAAUACUGGCAGCCAUCUUGAUUCGUGGAGUGAUGCAAGCCUCUACAUCUCAGACGAUGCUGGUCUGACCUGGAUCAAAGGUCCCAAGGGGCCGCACAAGUACGAAUUCGGAGAUCAAGGCUCUGUGUUAUUGGCCGUAAAGCAGGCGGAUGAGAUCAACGAAGUGACGUACUCGCUGAAUCACGGAAAGGAUUGGAAGACGGCUAAGCUACCUGACGACCUCAAGAUCAAGCCCAUUAUCCUGACCACUACACAGGAUUCGACCAGUCUCAAAUUCAUCCUCAUCGGCGAGGGCGAGAGCAGAGAUGAGUUCCAUAUUGUCGCUAUUGACUUCAGUAGCAUGCACGAGGCGACCUGCAAGGAUAGCGACAUGGAAGAUUGGUAUGCUCGAGUGGACGACAAGGGUGAGGGCAGAUGCCUGAUGGGUCACACCCAGAAAUACCGCCGACGGAAGAAGGAUGCAGACUGUUUCGUCAAGCAGGAGUUCAAGGACCCUGUCCCAGAGACAAAAGCGUGUGAAUGUUCAGACCAGGACUUUGAGUGCGAUUACAAUUUCAAGCGUGACGGGAAAGAGUGUGUCCUUGUUGGGACUCUCAUUGCUCCAGAUGGUGCUUGCAAAAACGCAGGGCCCGAUGAUACGUUCAAGGGCUCUUCCGGAUGGAGGCUCAUACCCGGCAACACGUGCAAGAGGGGAAGUGGUGCGCAGAAGGACGAUCUGGUGGACCGGAAGUGCAAGGAAACCUCGGAGCCGACACCGUCGCAACCAAGUGGCGAUAUUAGCGCAAAACCGAAUGAUUUUGGGGGCGAUUUCCUUGACUUUGAGAAACACUACCUUGAAAAGGGCGCCGAAAGCAUGGACGAAAACGAGGUCAUCAUUACACGUCCAAUCAAUGCAGCCAAGGCCGGACAGAUCUUCUUGACGAAGGACCAUGGCAAGACAUGGGAGAUACCCGAAGCGCUAAGGGACAAGAAUAUCUGGGGCAUCGUGACUCACCAGUACUUCAAGGAGAUGGCCUUCUUUGUUCAAGACUCGGGCAAGGUCAUAUACACUGUUGAUCACGGCGAGCACUUCCACGAUUUCAAGGCACCUGGAAACGGAAUAGACCCUGACACCAAGCCAUUGAUCUUUCACCCGGACCACAAGGAUUGGAUGAUAUGGAUCGGCAAGAAGUGCGAAGAAAACACUUGUUACCGUGAAGCUUCGUUUUCGCAAGAUCGUGGUGAUAACUGGAGAUCGAUUGCGCGGUACGUUUACAAGUGUGAGUUUACCGGCUCAAGCUCGUACAAAUUUCGCUCGCAGGAUCAAAUCAUCUGCUCGAUACAAUCUCGUGAAGGAAACGAACAGAAUAUACCUUUCGACCUCGUCUCGAGCAAUGACCUUUUCAAGACGUCGGAGGUGCGACAAAAGAACAUCAAAGACUUUGCAACAAUGGCAGAAUUCAUCGUCGUUGCCGCCGAGGACUCGGAGCGUAAGAGUCUGAAAGCAUUCGCCAGCCUCGAUGGCGACACCUAUGCGGCCACGCGGUUCCCGUCCAAUCUAGACGUCAAGGAAGAACGUGCCUUUACAGUCUUGGACAGCUCAACGCAUGCCGUCAAACUCUUUGUGCCGUCUCCGGCCCAGAAAGAUCGUUGCAUUGGUUCCAUAGCCAAGAGCAAUUCGAACGGCACUGACUAUGUUGUCAGCAUCACCGGCGUCAAUUGCGACGAGAACUACUUUGUCGAUUUUGAGAAGAUGCUUACGCUCGAGGGUGUCAUUCUCGCCAACAUUGUGGCCAACCGGGAAAACACCAACGAACCCAAGAAGAGGCGCACGCUGAUCAGCCAUAGCGACGGUGCCACCUGGAGCUACCUACCCCCGCCACGCGUGGAUGCUGAGGGCAAAAACUACCCUUGCACGAGUUCUGACAAUGGAGAUGAGAACUGCGCACUGCACAUCCAUGGGUACACGGAGCGAAAGGAUCAUGGCAAAACGUACUCGUCUGCAGGUGCUGUCGGGCUGAUGUUCGGUGUUGGCAAUGUUGGCAGCAUCCUGGGCGAUAUCAAGGAUGCCGACACCUUCCUCACCAGAGAUGCGGGUAUCUCGUGGAAGAGCGUCAAGAAGGGUGAAUGGCGGUGGGCAUAUGGCGACCAAGGAUCCAUACUAAUGCUGGUCCCUCGCGCCAAGACCAAGAUGGUUUCAUACACAACCGACGAGGGCGAGACAUGGAAUGAUUACGACUUUACCAACGAGCCAGUGGAUGUCCUCGACAUGACCACGGUCAGCUCAGGAGGCUCGAGGAAUUUCCUUCUGUGGUGCCGCAAGUCUGACAGAACUCUGUUCACUGUGAAUAUCGACCUCACCGGCUUGGCCAACACGGCAUGCAAGCAAGUGGAUGACAAUGAGAGUGAAAGCGACUACUAUACCUGGUCACCAUCUCACCCGCUGCGACCAGACGACUGCUUGUUCGGCCACAAGUCGUAUUAUCUGCGCAAGAAGACGGAUCGGAAAUGUUACAACAAACACAAGAUCACCCCAGUUUUCAAGAUGGAGGUCUGUGAAUGUACACGGGAGGACUUUGAAUGUGACUACAACUACGAACUCGAGGGUGUUGGGCGUAACUGCGUGCUUGCCAAAGGUGCACAGCCCAUGUCGCGCGAAGAAUGGUGUUCAGCACACCCUCAGGAGUCGACGUGGUAUGAGCCUUCGGGCUUCAGGAGGAUUCCCAUCAGCACAUGCAAGGAAGGAAGGGUAUUCGACAACUACACGGCGCCGUGGCCCUGCCCUGGCCAUGAAGAGGAGUACGAGCGGCAACAUGGCGGGCCGGGAGGCUUUACGAUUUUCCUCAUUGUCAUUCUCUGCGUGGGUGCUGCUGGCGCCGUAGGUGUAUGGGUGUACCGACGAUGGGAGAGUGGCGGCUUCGGGCAGAUCCGACUGGGCGAGCAAUCAUCGGGCAUGUCCUUCCUGGACCCAGACAGCCCCUGGGUGCGAUAUCCGGUCGUGGCAGUCUCGGCAACGGUCGCUCUCAUUGGGGCUCUGCCGCUGCUGGUGGGUGCUCUGUGGCGAACGACCAAGACGACGUUCGAGCGCUGGGGCAUCUUUGGCGGCGUCGGCCGGGGCACGUACGGGUCGCUUGGCUUGGGCGGUGGUAGCGGCGCCAGGCGGUUUACGACCAGGGAUAGCUUCGCGAGGGGUAGAAGUGAUUACGCUGGUAUUGAUGAGGACGAGGGAGAGCUGCUCGGUGAUGACAGCGAUGAGGAAGUUUGACUUCCACGUGGGUAUGUCCUGACCUGAUAUUACUAGGCUGGAGGGGGAUAAAGCGAUUUGCGGGAAGGACGGUAUGUAUAAAAAGAUUAAGUGUUGUCAUAUAGGGUAUAGAGAGGGAGAGCAAACGGAGAUGGUCUAUGUUUUUUUUGCAUUAUCUGGUGCUUUCGUAUACACAAGGGAGGUCUGAAGGGUGAACAAAUCAGGUUCCAAUAAAUAGUUGUCUUGGAUUAAAAUAGGUCUUUCUAGACCAGGUGGUGGUGGUAGUGGUAGUAGUAGUAGCAGCAGCAGUAGUAUCCAAUGCCUACCAAACCCAGGUAGACAACAGGUUGGCUAGGCAGUGAGGACAUCACUCCGGAUGACCUGGUGCAUGUAAACCUCCUCAUUCCCCUCAACCUUACACACUUGGAGCUACCAUGUUGGACCGGUGUUUAUCCAAGUUUUAUUUUUUCUUCCUUUUUUUUUUCUUUUU